GAAGAAGAAAAAAACAACACAGACUCCCAUGAUGCACUGCACUGCCAACGUAUGCAAACAGGAACAUGGCUACCGGUGUUUAACAUCAGAAGUCCAACGUUAAAAGACACUUCUGUCGGCUUGACACAGUCUGUGACAACAUAAUACUCUCUGUGCCUCCGCCACAGAAGAAAAGCCUUCGUAGAGUUGAUCGGCGGAGCCAGCAGAGCCUCUGAAAACAGCGUCUCCGUUGUUCAUCAAUCACAGAGAGUGUGGGUCAACAUGGCGAGUCCAAGGACCAGAAGAGUUCUGAAGGAAGUGAGAACCCAGGACGAGAAUAAUCUAUGUUUUGAGUGUGGGGCUUUCAACCCUCAGUGGGUUAGUGUGACUUAUGGGAUCUGGAUUUGUCUGGAGUGCUCUGGCAAGCACAGGGGCCUGGGAGUACAUCUCAGUUUUGUGCGCUCUGUCACCAUGGACAAGUGGAAAGAUAUUGAGCUUGAGAAGAUGAAAGCUGGAGGAAAUGGAAAAUUCCGCCUGUUUCUUGAAGUCCAAGAUGAUUAUGAUCCCACCUGGACUUUACAAGAGAAAUACAACAGCAAAGCUGCUGCACUCUUUAGAGACAAGGUCGCAACUUUAGCCGAGGGGAAGGAGUGGUCCAUUGAGACAUCCCCGGCCAGGAACUGGACAUCUCCUCAACCCAAGGCCAGCCUUUCAUCCUCUCACCGCUCUGGAGGACCUGGACAAAACUCAGCAAAAUCUAACGACAAAGCGUUUGAGGACUGGUUGAGUGAUGAUGUUAACUCAUAUCAGAGUGGCGGGGGUUACAGCGGGAAUCAAGAGAAUCGUUAUGUUGGCUUUGGCAACACAGUGACCCCAGAGAAGAAAGAGGAAGACUUCAUCAACAAUGCCAUGUCUUCUAUUUAUUCAGGUUGGAGCAGUUUCACUGUUGGAGCUAGCAAGUUUGCGUCUAUUGCUAAAGAUAAUACAACUAAACUGGCUAACCAAGCAACAUUAAAGGCUGCAGAGUUAGGACAGACAUUAAAUGAGAAUGUUAUCAAACCUACCCAAGAAAAGGUGAAAGACGGCAAAUUGCUAGAUGAAAUGACAGUUGGCAUCACUGGGCUGGCAAACAAGGUUCAGGGAGCUGGUGCAAAAUUGACAAAUCUCUUUACGGGAAAACCAGAAGAUGGGUCUGCUGGUGAGAGCUACCAGAACAUGGAUGCCACUGAGGGAUAUCAGGGCAGUUCUAGCCAGCCCAUGGCAAAGGACUUCUGGGAAACCUUUGGCAGCAACAACUCCUUAAAGGCCAAGAAAUCUCCCAGCAGCGAUAGCUGGACCAUCGCAGAUAAUUCUGCAAAGAAGAGCUCUGACAGUUGGGACAAUUGGGGCUCCGAAGCAGCGUCCAACAACAAGCACAGCACAGAGGAGAGCUGGGAGGCCUGGGACAACAACUGGGAGAACGCGGAGGGCAAGACGAAGAAGAGUCCCACAAAACCUGCUGAGGAAGCCUGGGAUAAUGCAGACUGGUAGUGACCAACCACAACCAUACAUCUCCUCACCUUUGUCCUGCCUCUGGCCUUUUCCCUUGUGUUUCUCUCUCUCCGUUCAUCUCACUGGCACUUUCAGGGAAAGACCUGCGUCAGCUUAAUUCCUAUCAAUCCAUUCAAAAUAUAUUUAUUAUAAACCCAAGAAACAAUAAUGAAGCUCUGGGUACAGCUGAGCUCAUAAGAUUAAUAUUCGUAAAAUGUAUAACUACAUUGACUUGUGGUCAUUUAUUUUUAUUGUAAAUUAACCUCCAUCACAACAAACUAAGAUAAAUCAGUGUAGAAAUGGUCAUAAUUGCCUGGGCUCCCCAAAUAUAAUAUGAUAAUGGUUUUCACCACACAAAAAAUGAUGCAUGCAAGAGAAAAUCUAACAUUGUAAAUAUAAAUCUUUGUAGAUACAGUAUGAUUGACUAAACACUAAAGACAUUAUUUUCUGUUUAAUCAGAUUGAUUUGUUCUGGACCUUUUGCACAGUUUGUUUUUGUAAAAUUGAUUUUGACAGAAAAGAGCCCUUUUCCACAGUGUGGCCACAACGUAUUAUGUUAAAUCAAAGGAAAUAAUAACCACUGUAACAAACUGGCUACCAUUAAUCAAAAAUCCAUCUGGAUAUAUAACAUUUAAAUGAAACAAUCAAAUGUGUAAAGAGGUAUGGCUAAGUGACCUUUUUAUAGUAUUAUUGUUUUUGUUUAUUUAUAUGUUUUUCUUAGAGAUGUGUAAACAGUAAAGGGGUUUGAAAUCAGAGAGCUGCUGAUGCAUCAUUAUGAUGCUAUCAAGAUGAAUUCAGUCUGUUCAGAGCAAAUUUAGUAUAUUAAAAAUUGUCCCUUUGGAAAAUGGAUAUGUUGCUUUAUGAUAAUUACAUGUAUUGUAUCACAUUGGCCCCGCGACCCUGUACGCCGGAUAAGCGGUUGACGAUGGAUGGAUGGUAUCACAUUGGUAGACGAGCUGAAAUGGAUGCAAUUCUUUUAAGAUUGAUGAGCUAUUGAAACCAGUUUUGAUUGGUUGAUAAAAAAUAAAUAAAACUAAAUUCUAAUAAAAUGUCACAAUCCCUGCCAAUAGUUAUUAAUCUACUUGGGGAGAGGAGGGGAAUUUAUUGUAAUAAUACUUAUAAAUAUAAUAACUUAAUAAUACUGUUUUUUUUCCUUUUCCUUUUUUCCUUCUACCUUAAAGCUGUCUGAUACUAUUUGAAUUGAAAUUAAGUGCCGGCUAACUUUCAAAUAAAGUAACCCAGGCUCAGGUUGGACCAGGCAUUUGGACAAACUUUCAUCCUCUUUAAAAUAACAUAACAGUAAGUAAUGGCUCACAUUACAAAAGCCACUUGUUGGACUUCAGCAGUUGUUUCGUUCGUAAUUUCGCAAUUUUAUUCUCACAUCGCAGCAUUUGGGAAUUUUGUCUAAAGCUCAAUAACUGGACACAGAUGGGGACUCUAGAUGACAAUGUCAACUGCAUGGUGUUGGCCGGUGAGACUGUAAUGUGUGACUUCAACUGAAGGUUACUGUAAAUUUAAUCUCAUAUGAAGCAACUGUGUGUGACCCCUUCUCCACAUCUGUGUUACUGCACCUUGCCUGUUAUGUAUUGUGAGGUUUCGGUGACGUCACUCUUGUAUAAACAUCGGAAGUGUGGAGUGACAUAAAUGAGGCUCAUUAUACGCCGGAUGCUUAGAUGGUCAUAGCUCUCAAACACUUGUAAUGAAUUAAUUUAACCCACCUAGUGCAUUCUUCAGUCAGAUAAAAAGGCAGCUGCACUCCCACUGUCCACCGUAGAUACCAAUGUAUCAUGAAAAGCUCACUGUUUUAACAAGAAGUAACGUAAUCGGUUUAAAAUUGGGUAUUUUACAAGCCUGAUACUCUUAAUCAUAUAAUAAUUCAAACUAGCUGUGGAGGUUUUAGAACUAGGCCGAUGUGCAACAACUGAGUUCCCUAUGUGGCCUUUAAUUCCUUGUAACAUGAGGUGUUGCAACUUUGUCGUACUGUAAAGUUUCUUUUCUUUGUACAUGUAAUAACCUACAGAUGCUCAGCCUUCGUGAAUGAUGCAAACCACUCAAACUAAACCCCAAUUUUUAUUAAGUUUGAACCAGUUCCAACUCCAGGUUUGGGUUUGAUUUGUCUACAUUUGUUUAAAAGUUGCAGAUAGCAAGUUACAGACAUCAGAAGACAUUUUAACAUGCUUGGUUUGCAUCUGAUUCUUUGAGCUCAGUGUCUGUGUUCAUGAAAAAGCCAGUAGUCAGUUAUUCACUGCCCCCUGAGCAGUGUACCAGUGCAAUAAAGCUGCUGGAUUAUGUUUGUUAUUAGUGUGUUAUAACACCCUGCUGUACCUCCUGUAGGCAGUGCUCAUUGGGCCUCAUGAUUGGUAAAAAAUACAAUUUUAGUAUCAGAGGUUUUAACACGUGAAGAAUAAAUCCAUUUCCUACCUCUAAGAAGUCUUCAGUUUACUGCCAAGUUUUCAGUAGGGAACAUGCUCUUUGUUUUUGUUUUUUUUCUCUUUUUUUUUUUUUUACCCUAACCUUUCAGCGUUGUUUUGAUGUAGACUUUAUCACAGCAGGCUUAGUUUGCUGCAGCUCAUUUUGUUUUUGCUGAAAGUUUUAAAGCAAAGUAACAAAGACUGGUCUGCAGUCUCUUCUCUGUGACGCUGCAAUGGUGUAAAGAGAAACAAAAAAAAGAUCACUCCUGGAACAUUUGUGUCGCUGAACCUCUGCAAUUAACGUGCUCAUGUAUGGCCAUGUGUUAAAAAACCUUAAACAGCUGUGAUUGCUUUCUGUUGAUGUCAGUUUGCCUGUGUGUCUGAUGCAGUGAGGUGUACAUGUCAGUAAACUACCAUCAGAUGUCAAACGAUUUAUUGUUACUCUCAGCCUCCUUCCAUAUAUUACUGAAGCUUUAUGUCAGAUAUUUAGUUUUUUUUUUUGUUUUUAUUUUAUUAUGGCUUGACAUGCAACAUAUACAUUGCCAGGAAAUGAAUGGAAGACUUUGUGCUGAGAUAUUUGACAGUUUAUAACAUGGAAAUAUUUGACCAGUCACUGGUCUGAAAUCUGUCAAAGAACUUAUAGUUCUCAAAUACCACAACUUUUUCUGUUGGUGAAUGUCCUGUCGAGGUUACUGGUACACUUGAUUGACGGAUAAACUGCAGAAUGUGUUACUAACUAAAAUGCAUCAAAUAGGUCUUGGUAUAAGGUGAUGAUUUUUCUUUUAUAAACCUGAUGAAAUCUGGAUCUAAUUCUAAACUUUAACUUUCUCGAGCAGCAGUUUAGCUUAGUGUCUGUGCCUGUCGAACAUUUGAGAUGGGGUAUGUCUAUGUUUGUUGAUGAAACUAUUGUCAGAAAUGCUAUUUUUGAUGUCAUGCAUGAGAUGUAAUGUGGAGCUAGAAACAUUUGGCUGUUAUUUGGUUUUAUGAAAGUUGUUUCCUCUGUGAAUUUAAGUGCAUUUGUCUGCUUUCCCCUUCAAGUUUCACCAGCAGCCAUCUCAUGAGGUGAGCCAUCUUUACAUACUCCGUUGAGGCUGUGGAUAUUUUUCUUGUACACAUGGUUUCUGUGCUCAAUAAAAACGUAUUGUGCCGUGAA
This is a messenger RNA of Micropterus dolomieu (smallmouth bass), 5072 nucleotides long. RefSeq names its product ADP-ribosylation factor GTPase activating protein 1 (gene arfgap1). Gene Ontology annotation, cellular component: Golgi membrane. Gene Ontology annotation, molecular function: GTPase activator activity. The transcript is spliced from 13 exons. Lineage: Eukaryota; Metazoa; Chordata; Actinopteri; Centrarchiformes; Centrarchidae. Gene Ontology annotation, biological process: regulation of endocytosis; regulation of ARF protein signal transduction. The coding region runs from base 262 to 1509 and encodes 415 amino acids. The record is from RefSeq and is a predicted model, not a curated record.